AUCUCGAAAACAGCCCAUGCCAGAAUGCCGUUCAAUCUUCCCGGAACUUUGGUUCCUCUGCACUUACUCGUGAAUCCACGCUUGGUCGUACCCUCAGUGGUCGUCAGAGAUAUUCGCCAGCUUGAUUUCUUUGAGCUGCGGAAAGCAGGCUAUAGAGGUGCUGUAUUUGACAAAGAUAAUUGUCUGACAUUACCUCACAGGGACCAGCUCGUACCGGAAUUGACGGAUGCGUGGCGCGAGUGUCGAAAGACCUUCGGAGAGGGCAAUGUCCUCAUUGUGAGCAACUCCGCGGGAACGCGCGUGGAUCCAGGCGAGAUACAGGCUGAAUCUGUCACAUUCCAUCUCAGGGCCCCCGUGCUUCGUCAUAGCGCGUUCAAGCCGUCGUACUCGUGCAUCUCCUCCCUCCGAACAUACUUCUCGUCCCUGCCUGCGCCAAUACGGGACGAUGAGCUGAUCGUCGUCGGUGACAGAAUAUUCACGGAUGUCGUCAUGGCGAAUCGUAUGGCGAAGCGACGGCCAAAACGAGACGCCUCGACACCCACGAAUUCCGAAGAAUCCGCCGAGAAGCUGCAGCAAAGUAGUAUACCUGCAACUCCAGACGCCGCGUCGACAAAGAACCUACGGACAGGGCCGCUAUCUGUGUGGACAACCGGAGUUUGGGAACGUGAAAGCACGGGCAUGCGGUCCCUGGAAAAGUCGUUCAUGGGUGGCAUACGACGGUAUAUCUCGGCGGAUAACGGCGUGGAGGCGAAAGGCGGAGACAUCAGCAGAUUCAUCAGGCCUGACCCUGUUUCUGAGGACGUUUCGAAGGUGGAACGUGAGUCUUUCGUCAGGAGACUUUGGAAUAGGGUGCGGCGCACGUAAGAAGCGAGUGUAUGCGCUGUAGAUAUCAUUGUAAGUGGUGCGUGCCUUGUCCGGCUU
Phanerochaete carnosa HHB-10118-sp is the source of this 921-nucleotide messenger RNA. RefSeq lists its product as uncharacterized. The coding region runs from base 25 to 864 and encodes 279 amino acids. Gene Ontology annotation, molecular function: phosphatidylglycerophosphatase activity. The record is from RefSeq and is a predicted model, not a curated record. The transcript is spliced from 5 exons. NCBI's taxonomy places the organism in Eukaryota, Fungi, Basidiomycota, Agaricomycetes, Polyporales, Phanerochaetaceae.